AUGGAAGAGAUCAGGAAACAAAUAGACGUUGGUGAUUGGCAUUCAAAUCUCUCUCAAGAUGAAUGGACAUUACUCCCUGUUCCUGGCUCUCGAGUAUCAGCUCGAUUCUUGGUGGUUUCAGUGGUUAAGCAUUUUAUUGAUUUGGAGAUGCAGCAUGCGGCAGUAGUUGUUGAUGAGAAGCUAUACAUUGUUGGUGGAAGCCGUAAUGGUCGAUAUUUAUCUGAUGUUCAGGUGUUUGAUCUUAGAAGUUUGACUUGGUCUAGUUUGAAACUGAAAACUGAAUCUUCAAGUGGUGAGAACACUACUGAGGAGGAAGAUGUUAGCUUACGGGAAGCUUUUCCUGCUAUUUCAGACCACCGUAUGAUCAAGUGGGGAAACAAGCUUCUUCUGAUCGGGGGUUACUCCAAGAUUUCGUCAGAUAAUAUGUCAGUGCAGUUCAUCGAUUUGGAAACUCAUCUUUGUGGAGUCAUUAAUGCGUCGGGAAAUGUUCCGGUGUCACGUGGUGGACAUUCCAUUACACUGGUCGGUUCCCGAGUUUUUGUUUUUGGUGGUGAAGAUAAGAACAGGAGGCUGCUGAAUGAUCUGUAUAUGCUUGAUCUUGAGACAAUGACUUGGGAUUUGCUAGAGACAACGCAGACACGCCCAGUUCCAAGAUUUGAUCACACAGCUGCUACACAUUCUGGACGUUACCUUUUGAUUUUUGGUGGUUGUUCUCAUUCUAUCUUCUUCAGUGAUCUUCAUAUCCUUGACUUGCAAACAAUGGAGUGGUCACAGCCUCAUGUUCAGGGAGAUGCUGUAUCUCCUCGGGCAGGACACGCUGGAAUAACCAUUGACGAAAACUGGUAUAUAGUUGGGGGCGGUGAUAACAGUACCGGCUGUUUAGAGACCCUUGUUCUAAAUAUGUCGAAGCUGGUUUGGUCUACAUCAGCCUAUGUAGAAGCAAGGCAUCCACUUGCUAGUGAGGGUCUUAGUGUGUGCUCAGCAUCAGUAUUUGGCGAGAACAUCUUAGUAGCUUUUGGCGGCUAUAACGGGAAGUAUAACAACGAUAUAUUUGUCAUGAGACUUAAACCAGAAAAAUCUUCGCAUCCUAAAAUCUAUAAGUCGCCAGCAGCCGCUGCAGCUGCAGCUUCCGUCACUGCUGCUUACGCCAUAGCCAAGUCAGAUAAGUCAGACUAUCCUCCGCCUGCAAAGCCAACUCUCAAUGGAAUAGGAAACAAUUCCUCGGAGAGAGAUAUUAGGACCAGAAUCGAUACCAUUAAAGAAGAAAAAGGAAAAUUGGAGUCAUCUGUUGCAGAAACCCAAGUAGAAAACUCGAAGCUAAGGGAAAAGAUAGAUGAAGUCAAUAGCAGCCACGCUGAACUAUCUCAAGAACUACAAUCUGUACAAGGUCAACUUAUUUCAGAACGGUCAAGAUGCUUUAAACUUGAGGCACAAAUAGCGGAAUUACAGAAAGCAUUGGAGUCAGGACAAUCCAUUGAAGCCGAAGUUGAGAUGCUUAGAAGACAGAAGUCAGCAUUUGAAGAAGGAGAAGACGGGACCGUACGAAGGCAAGGCUCUGGUGGUGUGUGGGGUUGGAUUGCAAGGUAA
Molecule: messenger RNA, 1587 nt
Organism: Arabis nemorensis
Lineage: Eukaryota; Viridiplantae; Streptophyta; Magnoliopsida; Brassicales; Brassicaceae
Source: the annotation of a GenBank genome assembly